Glycine soja is the source of this 438-nucleotide messenger RNA. Its product is annotated as major latex allergen Hev b 5-like. The annotation marks the transcript as partial. The transcript has a single exon. NCBI's taxonomy places the organism in Eukaryota, Viridiplantae, Streptophyta, Magnoliopsida, Fabales, Fabaceae. The record is from RefSeq and is a predicted model, not a curated record.
AAAUGGAUCUUGCAGGUUGCACAGCAAACACCAACAACCGUGACAGAGAAUGAAGCAACCGAGGUAACCAAGAUUGAGGAAACUACCCCAGAACAACCAGCUACCCGGGUUACUACCACCGAAGAACCAAAGGAAGAAACCACCAAAGAAGCAAAAGAGGAAGAAGCCCCAGUUGAGACUAAUGAGGCAACAGAAGUGAUAGAGGAAGUGAAGCCUGAGGUAGAAGAGAACCCAGCACCAGAGAGAACAGAAGAAGAAGAAGUGAAAGAGGAGACUAAAGAAACCGAAUCAGCACCAGUGGAGGAACAGAAGCAAGAGGAGAACAAACCAGCUGAAACCGUUGAGGAAACCAAAACAGAACAAGUUUCUGUUGAGAAGACUGAAGCUUAAGCCCAUGGAUACGAUAUUAUUGAAGUAGAUGAAGUUUCUUGCAUUUUU